AUGUCUCAUGGCACCACCACCCUGGCCUUCAUGUUCCAGGGGGGAGUGAUAGCUGCAGCAGACACACGGUCCAGCUGCAAUGGGCUGGUUGCCUGCCCAGCCUCGCAGAAGAUCCUGCCUGUCCACUCCCACUUGGUGGGCACCACCUCGGGCACAUCUGCCGACUGUGCCCUAUGGAAGAGGAUACUGGCUCGGGAGCUCCGGCUUUACCAGCUCCGCCAUGGCAGAAGGCUGUCCACAGCUGGCGCUGCCAAGCUACUAGCCCACAUGCUGCACCCGUUUAAGGGCACUGAACUGUGUGUGGCAGCCACUCUGUGUGGUUGGGACGGAGUGCUCUCUGGCCCCAGCUUGUACUACGUCUGCAGUGACGGGACUCGCCUGCAGGGAGCGCUGUUCUCUGUGGGCUCUGGCUCGCCCUAUGCCUACUCUGUGCUGGAUGGAGGGGUACGGUGGGGGCUGACGGUGGAGGAGGCCAUCUCACUGGCCAGAGAGGCUGUGUACAGGGCCACACACAGGGAUGCAUACUCUGGGAACUGUGUGGAUGUGUACCAUAUCACCUCACAUGGGUGGACUCGCAGGGACAGAGAGGAAUUGAGAGAGGAGUAUUACAGAGAGAAGGAGAGAGAAAGAGUGAAGGUGAAGGAAAGGAGGGAGAAACAGGAAGGAGUGGAAGAUGGGCAGAGCAGUGGUAGAAAGAAGUGAAACUAAAGAAGGCAAAAGAGAGUUGGAAAUAAAGGCUUAGAAGAAGAAAGAAAACAAGAAACCUAAGUGACCAAUAAUUGUACCCUACAGUGUUUUACUGAGAUUGUUUGUAGACUGAUGAAUAUUGAUCCUUUUUAUGACAUUGGAGGUCAUGUGUUAAUUUAUGUUCAAAAUCAGAUUGUGGACAAGAUU
This is a messenger RNA of Oncorhynchus keta (chum salmon), 894 nucleotides long. RefSeq names its product proteasome subunit beta type-11-like. NCBI's taxonomy places the organism in Eukaryota, Metazoa, Chordata, Actinopteri, Salmoniformes, Salmonidae. The coding region runs from base 1 to 702 and encodes 233 amino acids. The record is from RefSeq and is a predicted model, not a curated record. The transcript is spliced from 2 exons. Gene Ontology annotation, molecular function: threonine-type endopeptidase activity. Gene Ontology annotation, cellular component: proteasome core complex.